Messenger RNA from Aspergillus chevalieri, 471 nucleotides. Its product is annotated as AP-1 complex subunit sigma. Gene Ontology annotation, molecular function: clathrin-cargo adaptor activity. Gene Ontology annotation, cellular component: intracellular membrane-bounded organelle; AP-1 adaptor complex. NCBI's taxonomy places the organism in Eukaryota, Fungi, Ascomycota, Eurotiomycetes, Eurotiales, Aspergillaceae. The transcript is spliced from 5 exons. The record is from RefSeq and is a predicted model, not a curated record. Bases 1 to 471 code for a protein of 156 amino acids. Gene Ontology annotation, biological process: protein transport; vesicle-mediated transport.
AUGGCUAUCCAUUACUUGAUUCUCCUGUCGAGGCAGGGCAAAGUGCGUCUUGCCAAAUGGUUUACCACUCUGUCCCCGAAAGAAAAAGCCAAGAUCAUCAAGGAUGUGACUCAGCUUGUGCUCUCGCGCCGGACGCGGAUGUGCAACUUCCUUGAGUACAAAGAUUCCAAAGUCGUCUACCGCCGUUAUGCCUCCCUCUUUUUCAUCGCCGGUUGCGCCUCGACCGACAACGAGUUGAUCACCCUCGAGACCGUCCACCGAUACGUCGAACAAAUGGACAAGUACUACGGAAACGUCUGCGAGCUUGAUAUCAUUUUCAAUUUCCAAAAGGCAUACUUUAUUCUGGACGAACUCCUGCUGGCAGGAGAGAUGCAGGAAAGCAGCAAGAAGAAUGUUUUGCGGUGCAUAAGUCAACAGGACAGCUUAGAAGACAUGGAGGUUGAGGAGGACGUGGUUACGAAGAUCAUGUAG